This is a messenger RNA of Ananas comosus (pineapple), 2869 nucleotides long. Its product is annotated as casein kinase 1-like protein HD16. NCBI's taxonomy places the organism in Eukaryota, Viridiplantae, Streptophyta, Magnoliopsida, Poales, Bromeliaceae. Gene Ontology annotation, biological process: endocytosis; signal transduction; peptidyl-serine phosphorylation. The transcript is spliced from 18 exons. Gene Ontology annotation, molecular function: protein serine/threonine kinase activity; ATP binding. The record is from RefSeq and is a predicted model, not a curated record. The coding region runs from base 419 to 2503 and encodes 694 amino acids. Gene Ontology annotation, cellular component: cytoplasm; nucleus.
UCUCACGGCCCUCUCCGCCCCAUUCCCAAGAAACCCUAACCCUAGAACCGCGAUCGCUCCCUCAUGCGCCGCGUGAUGCCCCGCCGCAGCCCCGCCUCGGCCCGCUCUUCCGACGAACGAUCGGCCGCGAUCGGAUUCGCGGAGAUGAACGCCCGAUCGUAGGCGAGCCCGAUUUGAUCCUUCCGCCUCGUCUUGGACCUCCGAUCAGGUGGUGAUUUGAUGCUGUUUGAUGCGGUUUGAUGUGGGACGUUUCCAUUUUAGAUCCGUUUCAUGGGGAUAAGAUGGAAAAGUGAUCGACAUGAUCUUGAAUUCUGUGUUCUUUCGUGAUAUCCUGAUGCCAAAAUUAGUAAAAAGAUGAGAAGAUUAUAAGUGAUCUCUAUGAACUCGAUGUGGGUGUGACUUGCAUGGGGGAGAGAGAAUGCCAGAGCUUCGAAGUGGGGCCCGACAAACCCGGCAGAAGCCCAAGAAAGACAACGAUCAGCAAGCUGAGAAUUUAAUAUUGCCAGCCACUAAUAGACCAGGAAGAAGGGGGAGAGGAAGAGGCACUAGGGCUGCAAAAGGGACUUCGGCAACACCAGCUAGGCAAAGGGUGGGCGGUAGAGGGAGGGGAGUUUCAGUAAUCGACUUAGAUCCUGAGCAGCCUGGUGAAGCACUUCCUGGAGGUCAAGAGUUGAGAGGAAAUAGAGAAGUUGAGGGCAUUGGUGGCAAAGAUUUGGUGAUGGAUGGUGGAAGUGCUGGGAAAAUUGUAGGAGCUGAGGAUGAAGGGACUGCAGCUCCUGUGCCUGAGAGGGUUCAAGUAGGUAAUUCUCCUGUAUAUAAGAUUGACAGAAAAUUGGGAAAAGGUGGUUUUGGUCAGGUUUAUGUUGGCAGAAGGGUAUCUGGUGGAACCGACCGCACAGGCCCAGAUGCUUUUGAGGUGGCACUAAAAUUUGAGCACCGAAAUAGUAAGGGUUGCAACUAUGGCCCACCAUAUGAGUGGCAAGUUUAUAACACUCUUAAUGGAUGCUAUGGAGUACCAUGGGUUCACUACAAGGGCCGUCAAGGAGACUACUACAUUCUGGUCAUGGACAUGCUAGGACCUAGCCUUUGGGAUGUUUGGAAUUCAGUCGGUCAAGCGAUGUCAGCAAAUAUGGUGGCCUGCAUUGCUGUGGAAGCCAUUUCAAUUCUUGAGAAACUUCACUCUAGGGGGUUUGUUCAUGGAGAUGUCAAACCUGAAAAUUUUUUACUUGGUCAGCCUGGAACUGCUGAUGAGAAAAAGCUUUAUUUAAUUGAUCUUGGUUUGGCAUCUAAAUGGAAGGAAGCAUCAUCGGGUCAACAUGUUGAAUAUGAUCAGAGGCCAGAUAUUUUUAGGGGUACAAUAAGGUAUGCAAGUGUGCAUGCCCAUUUAGGCCGGACAGGAAGUAGGAGGGAUGACUUGGAGUCACUGGCCUAUACGUUAAUAUUUCUCCUCAAAGGAAGAUUGCCCUGGCAAGGCUAUCAGGGAGAUAACAAAAGCUUUCUUGUAUGUAAGAAAAAAAUGGCUACUUCAGCAGAGCUUUUGUGCUGUUUCUGUCCACUUCCAUUCAAGCACUUUCUUGAGACUGUGACAAACAUGAAGUUUGAUGAAGAGCCAAACUAUGCCAAACUCAUUUCCCUUUUUGAUAGUUUAAUCGAACCAUGCACUUCUUCAAGACCUAUCAGAAUUGAUGGUGCUCUAAAGGUUGGACAGAAACGUGGAAGGUUGGCCGUAAACCUUGAAGAAGAUGAGCAACCCAAGAAGAAAGUUCGUUUAGGAAGCCCAGCUACACAAUGGAUUUCAGUUUACAAUGCUAGGCGACCUAUGAAGCAGAGAUACCACUAUAAUGUAGCAGAUGCUAGACUCCAGCAACAUAUACAGAAGGGCAAUGAAGAUGGCUUGUAUAUUAGUUCGGUGGCGUCAUCAACAAAUCUUUGGGCCCUCAUUAUGGAUGCAGGAACCGGUUUCUCUUCUCAAGUUUAUGAACUGUCGCCUGUAUUCCUGCACAAGGAUUGGAUUAUGGCAUACUGGGAAAAGAAUUAUUAUAUCAGUUCCAUAUCUGGUGGGACAAAUGGAAGUUCACUUGUGGUUAUGUCUAGAGGAACUUCGUACACCCAACAGUCAUAUAAAGUCAGCGAGUCAUUUCCCUAUAAGUGGAUUAACAAAAAGUGGAAGGAAGGUUUUCACGUAACAUCCAUGACUACUGCGGGUAAUCGUUGGGGGGUUGUUAUGUCACGGAAUUCCGGCUAUUCUGAUCAGGUAGUAGAGCUAGAUUUUCUUUAUCCUAGUGAGGGCAUUCAUCGCCGAUGGGAAAGUGGUUAUAGAAUCACAUCUACAGCAGCCACUCCUGAUCAAGCCGCUUUUAUUUUGAGUAUACCAAAGAGAAAAUUGAUGGAUGAGACACAAGAAACUCUGCGUACUUCAGCCUUUCCGAGCAACCAUGUGAAGGAAAAAUGGGCCAAGAAUCUUUAUAUUGCAUCAAUCUGCUACGGUCGAACUGUCUCUUGAAACUAGACGAGGCAGAAGAAGUAAUUCGACGCCGCAUUCAAUUUUGGAAACAUGAGGGUCCUGUUCAUCUAUCAACCAUCAUAUAUGUAAGUGCUAAGUUGCAUUUAAUAUUUUCCUAUAGAAUCGGCAUUUUUAAAGCAUUAAAAGAAUGGGGGGAAAGAGAAGAGGCAUAAAGGCCUCUUUAGUAAUCUGUUUAUCUGUAAAAGAAAGAAAUGCUGUAUUGAGGUCUGUAUACAUGCCAGAUUGUUUUAUUAUUUUGCUUCCCUUUUUUUUGGCAAUUGAAAGCUUAAAGUCAAGGCUUUCUCAAUUGCAUUAGUCACUUAAAUUAGCGCAAGUGGGAAAAUAAGUAUGCAAUUAUUUGGUGAU